Bactrocera tryoni is the source of this 1852-nucleotide messenger RNA. RefSeq names its product putative RNA-binding protein Luc7-like 1. Gene Ontology annotation, cellular component: U2-type prespliceosome; U1 snRNP. The coding region runs from base 107 to 1153 and encodes 348 amino acids. The record is from RefSeq and is a predicted model, not a curated record. Gene Ontology annotation, biological process: mRNA splice site recognition. NCBI's taxonomy places the organism in Eukaryota, Metazoa, Arthropoda, Insecta, Diptera, Tephritidae. Gene Ontology annotation, molecular function: mRNA binding. The transcript has 3 exons.
CUGCAAUAACAUAAAUUUCUUCUCUAGACAAGGUUAUUGUGAGUGUUUGGGGGAAAAUAUAUAUUUCGAUCUUAAAAAUAUAAAAUAAAUAGAUAAAAGUAUCAAAAUGUCGGCCACGGAUCAAAUGAGGGCAAUGCUUGAUCAGUUAAUGGGCACAACUCGUAAUGGAGAUGAUGGACGCGGUCUUAAAUUUUCUGACGCCCGUGUGUGUAAAAGUUUUUUGCUAGAUUGUUGUCCCCAUGAUAUUCUUGCUUCAACUCGCAUGGAUCUUGGAGAGUGUCCAAAAGUUCAUGAUUUGGCAUUUAGAGCUGAUUAUGAAAGCGCAGCCAAAUCGCAUGACUUUUACUAUGACAUAGAGGCGAUGGAGCAUUUACAGGCUUUUAUUGCCGACUGUGACCGUCGCACAGAAUCUGCUAAACAGCGACUUAAGGAAACACAAGAGGAAUUAACUGCUGAGGUGGCCGAAAAAGCAAAUGCAGUACAUGCAUUAGCUGAAGAAAUCGGCAAAAAACUGGCUAAGGCCGAAGCGCUUGGUGAAGCUGGAGAAGUGGAAGAAAGUAUGUCUUUGAUGAAGGAAAUAGAUGAAUUGCGAACUAAAAAAAUUAAAGCAGAACACGAGUAUCGUACAUCAAUGCCUGCAUCAACGUAUCAACAGCAAAAGUUGCGUGUAUGUGAAGUUUGUUCUGCCUACUUAGGUAUUCAUGAUAAUGAUAUUCGACUAGCUGACCACUUCGGUGGUAAGUUGCAUUUGGGAUUCCUCACUAUUCGUGAAAAGUUGGUAGAAUUGGAAAAAACUGCAGGGCCCCGUAAAGCAGAGCUUAAACGAAGCGGAAAAAUUAAUGAACGCGGUGAUGAUAGACAAAGAUCGCGAUAUUUUGUAGGUGGUCGUGAAUUAGAUCGACGUUCUCGUGUACAUAGGUCUAGAUCUAGAGACCGAGCACGCCGUAACGAACGUGGAGGUGGAGCAAGUAGUUCUGAUAAUAGAUCCGAGAGACGAUCAGAAAAGGACAAAGAAAGGGAAAGGGAUCGUGACCGACGAGUAAAUGCUGCUUCUCCUGUGAGGGAAGAAAGAAAGCGGUCAAGAUCACGAUCCCGUGCACAUAACUACAGUUCUAGACGGAGGUCACAUUCUCGUGAACGUCAUCGUCGUUAAAAACAGAUUUUGUUGAAAACGGAAAUGCAACUGUAUCCUACAACAUCAUCAUAUGAUUUAAAUGUGUACAUGACGAUUCCGGUAGCACGUAUGUAAUUAAUAAAAAUAUUUUCCGCAUUUUAUUAUGUAACUAAUCAUAAAUUCGAUUGAAUGUUUUCUUUUUGCGAUUUCUUGAAUAAAAUCUCUUUCUCGAUUAUAGAAAAAUAUCAUAAACCACCAUUGUUCAGAUUUUGGUAUGUAAAAACUUAUUGCUUAUAAAAUAAAAUAUAAGUACGAAAAUAGUAAACUUAUCUAGGUAAACUAAUGACUGACCAGAACAGUAAGCUGAGUGGACUAUUUCAGACCCAGGUGUCACGAAAGAGCGUGGUCUUAUGAUUUCAGUACUUAUGGUUCACAAAUUCACAUUCUAGUUAAAAUGAUUUGUCUUGGUACAUAUUUUACUGAUGCAUUGUCACCGGCUACCUAAUUGAACUUAAACCAAAUUCAACAUAGUAUCCUCUUUCCUGGGAAUUUGGCCCCCAUCUAUGAAAUAUUAAUAUGGUUGGGAAAUGAAAUACCUGUCUUAUUGCGUAUAGAGUUUUUAACAACCUGUGGAUAAGAAAAUUCUAAUAAAUGUUACAAUUCAAUUGGCCCUGGUAUGUAUUUAAGUAUGUAUUUUGUACAACUUUUCAAAUAUACAUAAAUCACAACUAUUAUAAA